Cadophora gregata is the source of this 1197-nucleotide messenger RNA. RefSeq lists its product as uncharacterized. Bases 1 to 1197 code for a protein of 398 amino acids. The record is from RefSeq and is a predicted model, not a curated record. Gene Ontology annotation, cellular component: mitochondrion. The transcript is spliced from 3 exons. Gene Ontology annotation, molecular function: molybdenum ion binding; oxidoreductase activity. Lineage: Eukaryota; Fungi; Ascomycota; Leotiomycetes; Helotiales; Ploettnerulaceae.
AUGAGGGUUCAGAAAGUCGGUCCUCGAGCCAAGCUCCGAUCAAGCCACCAUAGUCCUCGCAACCAUCAAAUGGUCGAUAAAGGGUUCUCAGAAAUUAUCAAUAGUGGCCCUGGAGACCCUGGAAGGCCAUCACUACGAGACCUUGUCGCCGAUUUCCUCACAGGCGACGGUCUCGUCGCCUACGAUCGAAACCACAGUCUCAUCCCCCGCAUCAAUCGAGACACCCAUAUCAUCACAAUCAAUGGCUGCGUAAAGAAACAGCUCAAUAUCACCAUCAAAGACCUCGAAGCUCUUCCUCAGCAUAAAGUGGUCGCUGCUCUCCAAUGCGCAGGUAAUCGUCGCCACACGAUGCGCACGCUUCAGAAAGAAGUCGUUGGUAUCAAUUGGCUCGAUGGAGCAGCUAUGAAUUGUCGAUGGAAAGGUCCAAGAGUGCGCGAUGUACUUGCUCUUGCAGAGAUCGAGAGUGUAGAAAGUGAGAAGGAGAUGCAUGUCGCAUUUAAUUGUAGGAGUGUUCCUUGUGAAGACGAUGAGUACUUUGGGAGCAGCAUCACGCUUGAUGCUGCGAUGAGUCAGGAGAAGGAAGUCAUUCUAGCAUUGGAGAGAAAUGGGCAAAUAUUGUCCCCGAGAUUCGGAUUUCCAGUGAGAAUGAUUGCUCCAGGUAUCAUUGGAGCUCGGGCAACGAAAUGGUUAGAUGAGAUUACAGUCCAGGACAAAGAAUCUCAGAAUGCCUAUCAGAGUCGGGAUUACAAGAUUUUACCCGAGACAGUCCAGACCAAAGAACAGUAUCUCGCAAACGACGGCGCAAUUUGGGAUACUGUUCCAGCCAUGCAAAGGUCACUCAUCAACUCAGUAGUUGCAUAUCCAACUCAAGACGACACAGUAACGCUUGAUGCAGAUGGCAUGAUUGAAGUCAAAGGAUACGCUAUUCCAGGUGGAUACGAUGGACCAGUGGUUGGCGUUCAGGUCUCUGGAGAUGGAGGAAGUACUUGGGUGACAGCUGACUUUGUUGGGACGCCAACGAAGUUUUCUUGGGCUAUCUGGAAAGCGAGGGUAAAGCUCGAACGUGGUGAAAAUCGAUUCAUAUGGAGUCGAGCCACUGAUGCAGGGGGUAAUACACAGCCCAAAAUGUCUGCUUGGAAUAUCAGAGGUGUUGGGUAUAAUGGCUAUGGCGACGCAAGAAAUCUGACAGUGUUGUAA